GGUGGAAGUGGGAUUGUGCGUAGGCUACGUCAUGUCCACGGAAAACGACUGACGAUCGAAAAAAAGAGCUCUCAUCUUUUGUAAAUACUGAAUGACUCGCCGAGCUGACUAUGGAUGCUUGUUCCUUGAUUGACUUUAAUAGUAUCGGGGCUACAGUCUAUCUGUCUAACUAAGAAUUCAUUGACGCGUUCUCCAAAUUCCAGUCGUGUUCCAAACGAGAGGGAUCUGAACGAUAGCCCAUUCUUAUACAUUGGCCUGGUAAGACGAUAACAAAAAUGUGUCUUUGUCGUUGAGCAUAACAGACAAAGUAAAACCAGUGUAUUUAGUUUCUACCAUUCAGGAUCAAAACAAAACAUUAUGCCAUUCCAUGUUAGUUGUUGAUGGUCGUAUAUUUUAGUUAAUGACAUGUUAAAAGCUGAUAAUGUUUCACUGUAGAUUGUAUCUCGUUUGAUUGGUCCAGGCAGAUGCCAGUCAAGCCUCUUUGUGCCUGCAUGGAUCCGGUUGUAGGCUUAACACAGCAGCAUGGGCAGCGCGCAUUCCAACCGGUCUAAAUAUAUCUGGUAGGGACGCAGUGGGGGAAGGAGAGGGCGACAGGGCUUAGCUUUGGAUAUUUAGGCUUCGUGGUUAAAACGAGAAAUUGACCUUCUGAAACUUAGUACAGUAACUUUUUUCACCAAGGAGGCGAAGUGGGACCAACCCAAAAUGCCCGCAAUUCCGAGUUCUAGGUCCAGGACGCGGGAUCGGAACAACGUCCUGAGCAGACCCGAGUUCAUGUCCCUGAACCAGCCCCUUUGGAGCGGCAACUCAGAGAGCCAGGGAAACUCAAGGCGACCUGGUCAACCCAAACACCAAGCAAACCUGCCGUGCGACCCGCAGGAACCUACUGACAAUGCCAACAAGGAUCGGAAAGAGCCCACGAAACUGCCAGAGGAGGACUGUAUCCAGCUGAACCCUUCCUUCAAGGGGAUAGCGAUGAGCUCCCUCCUCGCCAUUGACAUUUGUCUGUCCAAGCGCCUGGGGGUCUGCGCCUAUACGUCGUCGUCUUGGGGCACGGUUCGUUCCAUGGUCACCCUACUUGCGUUCACGGGGCACGGCAUCACGUGGAUCAUUGGCACUAUCGUGUGUUUGACAAGGAGUAAUACGCUGGCGGAACAAGAGGUCUUGGUCAAUCUAUUACUUGCCCUCCUGCUUGACGUCAUGACAGUGGCCGGAGUCCAGAAGCUGAUCAAACGCAAAGGACCCUGGGAGAUGAGUCCGGGAUUCCUGGACUACUGUGUCAUGGAUGUGUACUCCUUCCCAGCGGCCCACGCCAGCCGCGCCGCCAUGGUGUCCAAGUUCUUGCUUUCCCACCUGGUCCUGGCCGUCCCUCUUCGCAUCCUGCUGGUGCUCUGGGCCUUCCUGGUGGGCAUGUCCCGGGUGCUGUUGGGUAGACACCACCUGACCGACAUGGCGUGCGGCUUCGCCCUGGGCCUUCUGCACUUCAGCCUGGUGGAGACAGUGUGGCUGUCGUCCAGCACCUGUCAAACCCUCAUCUCUAUAGGGACCCUCAGCUGGAGCUCCUUCUACUGAACACAGGGCCAGGAGUUCUUCCUGAUGUGAUCUGAGUUUUCCCUGAUCAAGGCCUACUGUCAAAGGCUGCAUUAGACCUACGUAUAGGCUUUAUCUUGAUUUCCUUUCAAUUAUGUUUGUUGUAUUUUUCUGCUGGAAACUAUCAUUUGUUUAAACUACACAUUUUUGAGAAACAGGUGGACUGGACGCCAAAUGUGAAUAGA
Molecule: messenger RNA, 1772 nt
Organism: Oncorhynchus kisutch (coho salmon)
Lineage: Eukaryota; Metazoa; Chordata; Actinopteri; Salmoniformes; Salmonidae
Product: inactive phospholipid phosphatase 7
Exons: 2
Coding region: 703-1569 (288 amino acids)
Cellular component (GO): nuclear envelope
Molecular function (GO): sphingosine-1-phosphate phosphatase activity
Source: RefSeq, a predicted model, not a curated record